CAAUAACCACAAACAUUAAUUUUUACCAUUGAGCGCAAAUUUGCAACCUCGUCUUUCUCUACUAACAACCACUAACUUAGUAGUUUGGCACCAGUGGAGCGGCGUUGGCCUGUGACGUCGUCACGCUAACAGUUGCGACUUGGCUCGCUGCUUCUGCAACCUCCUUGCUUGUUUCAGCUUCUUCCUGUUUGGCAGCUUCCGAAUUAUUUGGCGAAUUGUUCCAGAUUUGGGUUAAAGUCGCUCUUUUUAUUCGUUCUUUGUCCAACUACUCUUCAAUAUGGCUUCGUGGUUUACUUCCAUUACGAAGCUUCAGCACAUUACCGUGGUUCCUGAAGGAAUUGCCGAGGACAAAGUUGUUGACCUGUUGCACCGUCAUGAAUUCUACCUCCAGUGUAACCCUCACAUGACCAAUUUUGAAAAGACAGAGACUCCUGCGGAGAAGCCUACGAUUCCGGAUGACCGCGACGCGACAGCUAUUGCCGAGGCCCAGUGCUACAAAGUUACGGACAAGGUGCACACGAUACCCGGCGGUCUAUGGGACUCCAAUGUUGUCAGUAACUACGAGUUCCUUGACGUCAAAGACGGCGUGUUUGUCAGAAUCCACAGUCCUCUGAAUACUACCAUGGAGACACUCUGGCAGGUCAGAACUACUGAGGACGGCAAGAUCGAGCUUGUGGAAAAUGUUGUUAUCAAAUGUUCCAAGCUCUUGGUUGGAACCAUCAAAGAUAUGUGUGAAUCUGGCUGGAAGGGCAUUCAUGAAAUGAUGAUGAAGAAGCUCCAGAGCGAGGCAUAGACUACUAGACUUUUUAUAGAUUUCUACCCUUUCAUCUUUCUUUUCUUGAUUUUCUUGACAAAUGCACAUUGCAAGAGACUCUUAUAUACAUUCUUGAUUCUGCCACAUUAAUUAAUCUGAUCCGG
Messenger RNA from [Torrubiella] hemipterigena, 918 nucleotides. Lineage: Eukaryota; Fungi; Ascomycota; Sordariomycetes; Hypocreales; Clavicipitaceae. The record is from the annotation of a GenBank genome assembly.